Molecule: messenger RNA, 918 nt
Organism: Bipolaris maydis ATCC 48331
Lineage: Eukaryota; Fungi; Ascomycota; Dothideomycetes; Pleosporales; Pleosporaceae
Product: peptidase S8/S53 domain-containing protein
Biological process (GO): proteolysis
Molecular function (GO): serine-type endopeptidase activity
Source: RefSeq, a predicted model, not a curated record
AUGUAUGCUUCCGUUCCAGUUGGCAGCUUGAAAGCGCGCCAAAACAAUGGUACUCUUACUUCCCAGAAAGGUUCCCCCUAUGGCCUGGCACGCAUCUCCCAUCGUGAGCCUGGCUCUCGGGAUUACAUUUUUGACAGCUCUGCUGGCGAGGAUACCUUUAUCUAUGUCAUCGACACUGGUGUCAACACCGAGCACACUGACUUUGGCGGCCGUGCUACUCUCGGAAAGAGCUUCAUCGCCGGAUCCGACGGCGAAGACGACCAAGGCCACGGCACACACUGCUCUGGAACCGCUGCUGGUACCAAAUUUGGCGUAGCUAAGAAGGCCAACAUCAUCGGUGUAAAGGUCCUUGGUGCAGACGGCUCCGGCAGCAACUCUGGUGUCCUUAGGGGCAUUCAAUGGGCCGUCGACGACGCCACCGAGAAGGGCCACAUCAACCGCACCGUCCUCUCCAUGUCUCUCGGAGGCCCCUUCUCCCAAACCACCAACGACGCCAUCCAGUCCGCCGUCGAAGCCGGCGCUUUCGUCGCCGCUGCCGCCGGAAACGAAGGCGAAGACGCAUCCAACUCCUCCCCCGCCUCCGCACUCCAAGCCUGCACUGUCGGCGCCACCAACGAGCGCGACCUCAAGGCCUCCUUCUCCAACUUCGGCAAGCUCGUCGACAUCUUCGCCCCCGGAGAGAAGAUCCAGAGCGCCUGGAUCGGCAGCUCCACCGCUACAAACACCAUCAGCGGAACUUCAAUGGCUUGCCCCCAUAUUGCUGGUCUCGCAGCCUAUCUUAUUGCGCUCGAGGGCCCCCGCUCUCCUACUGACUUGUGCAAGCGCAUCCAGGAGCUUGCUACCAAGGACGCUAUCACUAACUUGAGGGCUGGAGAGGGUAGCCCCAACCUCAUUGCUUACAACGGCAAUGGCGCGUAA